AUGUAUUUCAAGACUCUUUCCGCGAUAUUUGACUUCGAUGCCCGACGGAAGGAUGCCGAAUUCUACCGCAAUUUCAUCCACAAAGCUCUCAAAUCACUGGUCCACGACCAAGGCCGACGCUUCGGCGCCCUGAUCAUGGAGCCAAUCAUCAUGGGGGCUGGCGGCAUGAUCUUCGUCGACCCGCUAUUCCAGCAUCUCCUCAUCACCACAAUCCGCAGCGAACCGAGCCUGGUGAAUCCGACCUACACCACUCCUCAAUCCAGCGUGACCACAUCCUUGCAUCAAGAUGCGCAAAGAGACUGGUCUGGCCUCCCUGUCAUCGCCGACGAAGUCUUCACAGGCCUCUACCGCCUUGGCCGAGCCUCCUCAUCCAGCUUCCUCGGACCCAGUCCCAUGGCCGCCACCAACGCAACCCAGCCACUCUCCCUCUUCACAGCCCCAGACAUAUCUGCGCACGCCAAGCUCCUAACCGGCGGCCUCCUCCCCCUCUCCAUCACCACCGCGAGCGACGCCAUCUUCCGCGCCUUCUACAGCUCCGAGAAACCCGAUGCUUUACUCCACGGACACAGCUACACCGCGCACCCGAUCGGCUGUUCUGUAGCGAAUUGGUCGCUGAAGAAGAUGGAGGAGUUGGAUGCGUCGGAGACGUCGGAGUGGAAUAAGUUUCGCGCUGCUUGGUCUUCGCCAGCCUCACGUACCAGUUCUGAUGCUUCGACUGGCAGCGAAAGUGUUGAGUCAACGCAUUCCGCUGGGCCAUCUCACUGGUCCGUCUUCCCACCCUCCCUCCUGGACACACUCUCCCACCACCCCCUCCUCUCCGGCGUCUGGUCCCUCGGCACAGUCCUCGCCCUGACGAUGGCACCCACUUCCUCGGGCUCCGGAGGCUACGCAUCCAACGCGACCGCCUCCCUACAAAGCCGCCUCCUCACGACCCUCGACCCCACCACUGGCCAAGGAAUCCAUGCUAGGGUACUGGGCGAUGUGAUUUAUGUGAUGACGAGUUUGACGACUACCAAAGAGAGCGCGGAUCGUGUCGGGAAGCUGUUGUUGCGGGCUUUGGAGGAGGAAGAAGUAGAGCGGGAGCAGCAGUAG
Molecule: messenger RNA, 1092 nt
Organism: Cyphellophora attinorum
Lineage: Eukaryota; Fungi; Ascomycota; Eurotiomycetes; Chaetothyriales; Cyphellophoraceae
Product: Bifunctional dethiobiotin synthetase/7,8-diamino-pelargonic acid aminotransferase, mitochondrial
Exons: 1
Coding region: 1-1092 (363 amino acids)
Biological process (GO): biotin biosynthetic process
Cellular component (GO): mitochondrion
Molecular function (GO): pyridoxal phosphate binding; dethiobiotin synthase activity; S-adenosyl-L-methionine:8-amino-7-oxononanoate transaminase activity
Source: RefSeq, a predicted model, not a curated record